Messenger RNA from Arachis duranensis, 1112 nucleotides. RefSeq lists its product as uncharacterized. The record is from RefSeq and is a predicted model, not a curated record. Bases 420 to 1112 code for a protein of 230 amino acids. The transcript has a single exon. Lineage: Eukaryota; Viridiplantae; Streptophyta; Magnoliopsida; Fabales; Fabaceae.
AGGAAUACCUUUGCGAAAAUGCUGAAUUUCUCUCGAGAGUUGAGAACGACUGAACGAGGGAUGGUGUUCACUGUGGAUGAAUGCAACUAUGCAAAGGUGUUAACUUUAUAGCAUAGCUGUUAGAGGAGUUAACAGUAAUUUGACGACGGACAAAUCUGACCUUGUUGAGUGUCAGAACUCAGAACCCAACUCAGAACUCUCUUACCCAAGCUGUUGUGUUCCCUAGGGACCAUUUACCCUUUCUAAGAUUCGCUUGCGCAUGUCCAUGUCCAAUCUCUAUUCAUCUCUAUGUCAAGGUGGGUAAAGUACUGUUUCCCGCCAAAACAAAGGUGCUUGCUUCUUCCCAACCUUUACCUUGUCCUUAUUAGCCUGCCCUCCUUUGCCGCCGCAUUCUAAACAAAGAGACAGAACCCAAAGAGAUGACGGGGACAUCCAAAGUGAUAAUGGGUGCAACCUUGGUUAUGGUUGUUAUCCUUGCCGUUGUGCUUUCCCUUAUACUUGUCCUCCUUGCUGAGCUCUAUUGUUCUCUCUUACUCCGCCGGCGCCACCACAGAAAAACCGACUCCAACGCCAUCCCCAUCGCCGCCACCCAAACAACCACCACCACAGACAAUGCUGCUUCAGCUUCACACCCACAACACCACCUUCCUCCACCACCUCCACCUCCGCCUCCAGCUCCUCAUUUCAGGAGCAUUUAUGCUCAGGGAGUUCUCCAAGCCCCAAGUAGCUUCCUUUUACCAGCAGUUGUUGUUGGUUGCGAUGAUCAAGACAUAGUUGGACCAAAGAAGCUUCAUUCUGUGCUUCAAAUCCAAACCCAAGAACCCAAUGCGAGCCCUCCUCAAGUUGGAGCUCUCUCUUCAUCUUCUUCAUUCAUAUCGAAACCACCACAAAAGGCAAACCAAGAAGACCCACUUGAAGAUGGGGAACCCCACCUUGUGUACAUUUCAAAUCCCAUUUAUGAGACAAGCGGGGCAGACACCCCAUUUGAGACACCAGAGAGCUCACCAUCGCAUUUAGAGAGAAAUGGAACCGGUUCUUCUGAGGAAGACGAUGAAGCAGCUCCUCCAUAUACACCACCUUUGACCCCAAUGAAGAAGCUCCCUCCACAAUGA